GGAUGAUUCUGUCUCAAAAUGAAAGAAUAAAAUGUACAUACUAAGACAUUGGUGGACAACAAAGCCUAAAUGGAAUAUUCACGAAUACUAGGCCCACAAUAGUUGCUUCAAAUGGAAAUAUUUAUCAAUUGGGAUUUUACGAAUCACCCAAAAUACAAGGACGUGAUUGCUAAUUACAAACUACGGUUGUAGAUAAGAUCUCUCUUUUCGUAAAUCAACUUCACCACGGCACGCAAUUCAAUUUUCAAUUAUAAUACAGUCUUCUCCUCCCGAAUCCUACGCUCUCACCAUGUGCACAUUAGAGAAGCGCGGCAACCUCUUCCUCCUAACCUUAACCGGCGACAACGAGCACAGAUUCAACCCCGACACGAUCGCCACCAUCCUCUCCCUUCUCGGCCAAGCCAAAUCUCAAUCGCAGCGUGGAUCCGUACUCAUCACCACCGGCCACGGAAAAUUCUUCUCCAACGGGUUCGAUCUCGCAUGGGCCCAAUCCUCCGGAUCCUUAACCGGAGCAGCUGAACGGCUCCACCAGAUGGUCGAAUCGUUCAAGCCCGUGGUCGCAGCUCUCCUCGAUCUCCCUAUGCCGACGAUCGCCGCCCUGAACGGCCACGCCGCCGCCGCGGGGCUGAUGCUCGCGCUGAGCCACGACUAUAUCUUCAUGAGGAAAGACCGUGGGGUUCUGUACAUGAGCGAGGUGGACAUCGGGCUCUCCAUGCCGGAUUACUUCGCGGCGAUGGUGAGGUCGAAGAUCGGGACGAGCGCGGCGAGGCGGGAGGUGUUGUUGAGCGGGAAGAAGAUUAGAGGAGAAGAAGCGGUGGCUUUGGGGAUCGUUGACUCGGCGGCUCAUGCUAGUGCGGAAGGAGUUGUGGAGGCUACUGUGGGCCUUGCGGAGAAACUUGCCGCGAAGAAAUGGAAAGGUGAUGUGUAUGCGUCGAUCAGGAAGAGUUUGUAUCCGGAGCUUUGUGGGAUUCUUGGUUUAGAGGCUACUAUCUUUGCAACACCGAAGCUCUGAAGACUCUUUUGAGUGCGAUUAUUUUUUUGUGUUUUAAUCAAACACAGUUUCGUUAUGGGGCAUAACACAUGUUGAAGUUAGAAUUAUGAUCACAGAGACAAGAAAGAUGUUCAACUUUUUUUGUUUGUUAUAAUAAAUUAGCCGUGUUGUUUCGGACAACCAAAGCUUUGUGUUCUUUUCAGCCACAUAUCCCAAUCCAGUUUUCUAAUAAUGUAUUAGUGGGUCAUUUCGAAAUUGCAAAAUUAUUUUAUUCCUAAUCAAGAAAGUUGAGUUUGAUCCACGCGUGUACAUACUUAUUUUUAUUUUUAUGUUCAUAAAAUAUUAUUUACAUGUUUAUUUGUUAAUAUUCUAGGAAAAUUGGACUGUAUAGCCAUCAAAAAAUUUAUAAUAUCAAUUAUCC
Eruca vesicaria subsp. sativa (arugula) is the source of this 1412-nucleotide messenger RNA. The record is from the annotation of a GenBank genome assembly. NCBI's taxonomy places the organism in Eukaryota, Viridiplantae, Streptophyta, Magnoliopsida, Brassicales, Brassicaceae.